Adineta steineri is the source of this 1809-nucleotide messenger RNA. Lineage: Eukaryota; Metazoa; Rotifera; Eurotatoria; Adinetida; Adinetidae. The record is from the annotation of a GenBank genome assembly.
AUGUUUAUUUUACUUAUCUUAUUAAUUCGAUUUUCAUUGGUAUAUUCAUCAACAACUUGUUCAAUAUUUCCAUCAUUGAAUUGUUCUUGUUUUCAAUCAAAUAUCGAUUUAAAUGUAACUUUAUCAACAAAAAUCUAUUCCCAUUUAUAUUGUCAAGGAAAUUCGCUAAAUAAAACAACAUUUCAAUACCCAUUUGGUUCUGAUUUUAAAUAUCAAAGUCGUUUUCGUACUGUUUCAAUCGAAAUUUUCAAUAAAAAUCAUGUAGAAAUUCAUUCACACCAAUUUGAUUCUUUAGCAAUGUUAUUUUCUCAAACAAAUCCCGAUAUUCAAGUUAAUAUUUCUCUUCGAUUUGAUGGGUUUAGUCAAAUUACUUUUCAUGAAUAUUCAUUAACGUCAGCUAUGUUUCAACAAAAACAUCAAAAUAAAAAUUUAAGAAUAGAUUUUAUACCAUCAACAUAUAAUUUAACACAAAUUGAAACUAAUGAAGAAAAUAUGACAAAUAUUGAAGAACAAUUUCAUUUUUCAUCGAAUUGUUUUUCUGGUUUAAUUGUGUCUCAAUUAACAAUUUAUAUUCAUACAAAAGAAGAUUAUUUUUCAUCAUUAUCUUCAUUUGAACAAAUAUUUAAUAAUACAAAUAUUGGUGAACUUCAUCUUCAUGGAACAAUUAUUCCUCCAAGUUUAUCAUCUUUAAAUCGAACAUUUAAAGGUCAUAUAAGAUCAUUAAUACUUCUUCGACAUGUUGACAUUAUUGAUUCAACAAGUUUUCCAUUUUAUUCCCAUGUUUAUUCAUAUACAAUUCAUUCAAUUGAAGCACAUUCAAUGAAUCUUAGUUCAUUUGUACCAUUUUAUAUAAAUUUACGUCGAUUAGAAAUAAUGAAACCAUCAUUUGAAGUAUCUAUUAAUUAUUUAAUUCCAUCAUUAGAUUUUUUAACAUUAGAUAUUGAACAUUUAACUGAUAAAACACUUUUAGCUGCUCGUCAUAUUCGUCAUUUAAAAUUAGGUUCACGUCUUCGUACAAUAAAUUCAGAUGUAUUAAAGUUAUUAUCAAAUCGUUUAUAUUAUUUUGAUUUAUCUGAUAUUGAUCUGUCUCAAAUGACAUUAGAUUCCCAUUGUCUCCUUUUAAAAUAUCUUUCAAACAAUUCUCAACAGCAACAAUUAAAUAUAAUUUAUCCUCGAAUUGAAAAUUUAAAUGAAUGUAAUUGUGAUCGAAUUUUUCUUAAUUCUAUUCAGAUAAAUUCCAAAUCUUAUUCGAAUAAUAAUUAUUCAACAUGUUCAAAAUUAUGCAUGUUUAGUGAUUGUCAAAUAAUUAGUGAAUAUUUUAAAGAGAAAUAUUCAUUGAAUAAAGAUGAUCUCAUUUAUAUUGUUAAUGAAACAAUUAAUGAUAAAAAUAAUUCAAAUGAACAUUUCUCAUCAAUUGAUCUAUAUUCGGAUCCAAUUGAUGUUGAUAUGAUGAGCUUUCUUAUUAAUCAAACAGAUGAACAAGAACGAAAUGAAACACAAAGACGAUUAACAACAACAACAACAACAAUAUCUAUCAUUAUUGACAUGGCUAAUAUUUCAGUAAUUGAAAAUAUUGAAGAAUAUGAUGAUAAGAUUUAUCUUUAUUCUACACCAAAAUUUGUUGAACCAUCGAUUGAUGAAAUGAAUGAACCACAAGAUCCUUAUCGAAUAUUAUCUUUUUCAUGGUUAUCAUUUUUUAUUGGUGUUAGUGUUGUCUUUCUUUUAAUAAUAAUUCUUAGUUUUAUUAUAUUUUUAAUUGUACAAUAUCGAAAAAAUCAUAAUUUUAAACCUGUACCUGUCUAUGUUUAG